AUGCCUCGCCAUCAAGAGGAUGAAGACGAAGACAAGGACUACAUGCCAGACGAGGAGUACAUGCCUCGUGCCAAAAGGCACAAGUCGAUAGCUCGAAGCACCAGCCAAGAAGAACCAGCGGCUACCGACUCCCACUAUUCCGAGUCACAUGGUGAUUCUGAAGAACUUGACGCAGCUUUCACUGCCGCUAGUUAUCGCCCCAACCCGCGCAGAUCAGCGACAGUUGCCAUCGAUCGCAUGAGCAAGACCAGUCGCACUUCGAGACAACCCCAUCGCGUAGAGGAGCAACAAGAAGAACAUCCUGGCACCCAGCAAUCUAGAACCAGCCGCACUCUACAACAAAGUCAACCCAUCGAAGAACAACAAACUUCUCGCAGACACGUCGCAAGUCAAACCAGCCGUGCAUCACGUCACGUUAAUCUCGCCGAACCGCAGCAGCAGGAUCACCGCCGUGCCCCGCAGAGUCAACCCGCCAGCAACGUUCCCAUCAGACCCUCCCCUCUGAGCAACAUGUCUCUACUCAGGGAUUUCCAAUCUCCGUCGAUUGAACUAACUGCCGCGUCUGGUCGACCUGUUCGCGCCGCCGCAAUCUCGAGGAACGCAGAUCGUAUGAGCAGACAGACCCAGGCCGGCAGUUCAUCCGCUGCUCUCACUCCCGUCGAGGAGGAAUUCAUAUCCGAUGCACCUGGACGACCAGCGAGACGCCCCAUCUCCCGCGAGCAACAGCGCAAACAGAACUCCAUCAUGGUUCUCUACAGAAGCAUCUUCGACUCCAAGCUGAAGGAAUUCCCCGUUCUUAUGACCUUCGAGCCGAUCCCCGACACCUGGAAAGGACCACCCUCACCCCGCGCCAGUCCCGCUCCUCCCGCCGCUCCCCCAAACACCCCGAGCCUCAACCUCUCAAUCCCUCAAAUUCCCGAAUUCGAUGCCUUCCACCAACGAAGUCUCACCUCGACUCUCCGCAUGCAAACCCCCUACGGCGGCCCCGCGCUUCCCACCCCUCCCCUUGGUUACGAAAGUUACUCCUUCCUAAACUACCCUCACACCCAGCCUCGAACCAGCGUCAGCGGCAGCAACACCCAGCACAACAACAACUACAGCUACCUGUCAAUGCCAUCAGACGUCUUCGGCCAAGCCGUGCCCUCUCUGCGCACCACCCCCAGAUACCACCCGACCAACGAAAUGACGCCCGAGCAACUCCAGCGCUACCACAACGAUCGGCGGCUGUUCGUUAAGAUGAAGGCCGCCUGGGUUGACAACGAGAAGGUGCUACGUCUGCGACAGAAAGAGGGAGAUGCGAGUGCGCUCCGGACGCUGUGGGAUGUGGCGCAGGUUUUUCGGGCGAGAAAUCCACUGAAUCCGAGCGCGGAGAGUAUACGAUGGUUUGUGGAUUUGAGGGAUUCGAUUUUGAGGCCUACCAGGUCUAGGUCUAGGUCGAGGGGUCGACGAAGUCAGAGACCGAUUGGCGAGAAUGCGAGUGGUCCUGCUGAGGAAGAGGAGGAGAAGGAGGAGGAGGGCGGCCACGAUAACCUCGAAGACUUGAUUGACGCGGCAAACUCGAUGGCUGAGGAUGAGGAUGAGGAUGAGGCUGAACCGGAGCCUGAGCCUGAGCCUGAGCCUGAGGCGAUGGAUGUUGACGAGCCUGAGCCCGAUGAGCCGCAUCAGCAGCAAGAUAAUGAGCAUACGCAUUUGCCGCAGGCUAACAACCACGACGACGACGAUGAUGAUAACUUCCUUAACCUUAACCUUGACGGGAUGGGACCAGCAUUCAGAAUGCUGGUGGAGAUGGAGCAGCGUCAACGACGUCGUGCACGUGAAGCACUGCUGCAGCUGGAGCAGGAGCAUCAGCAGGAGCGGGAGGAGCAUCAGCAAGAACAGCUGCAGCAAGAAGAGCCACAGCAACAACAGCGAGAAGCUUCGGUAAGCUCCAAGGGAGGGUUCGGUAUCAAUGACCUGAUUAACUGA
Molecule: messenger RNA, 1965 nt
Organism: Sordaria macrospora k-hell
Lineage: Eukaryota; Fungi; Ascomycota; Sordariomycetes; Sordariales; Sordariaceae
Source: RefSeq, a predicted model, not a curated record